This is a messenger RNA of Macadamia integrifolia, 1923 nucleotides long. RefSeq names its product aldehyde oxidase GLOX-like. The record is from RefSeq and is a predicted model, not a curated record. The transcript has a single exon. Bases 198 to 1814 code for a protein of 538 amino acids. NCBI's taxonomy places the organism in Eukaryota, Viridiplantae, Streptophyta, Magnoliopsida, Proteales, Proteaceae.
GGGAGGGAUGAACUAAUCAUUAAUUAACAUACAGAAGGAACCCUGCAAGGCUAUAAGGAUUCAAGUCGACAGCUUUCAACUCCCAGCCUUGUUUUUCUUUCUUUCCUCUUAAAUAGUAUUUAAAGAGCCAACCCAUAUACAAACCCUCAUCAACCCUUCUUUCUUCUUCUUCUUCUUCUUCUUGAACCUAAACCUUAAUGGCUCUUUCUCACAUUCUUUGUUUCUCUUUCUUUCUCAUUCUCAGUUCCCUUACAUCAGUAGCUCCACAAGGCUCAUGGGACCUCGUCCAGAAAAGUAUUGGCAUAUCAGCCAUGCACAUGCAGCUGCUCAACAACGAUCGCGCCGUCGUCUUCGACCGCACUGAUACCGGAGCUUCCAAUCUCUCGUUGCCUGAUGGGAAAUGCCGGAAUGACUCCAGUGAUAUUACUCUCAAAUAUGACUGCACUGCUCACUCCGCUGAGUAUAAUGUAGCUAACAAUUCUGUACGAGCCCUUAUGCUUCAAACCGAUACUUGGUGCUCAUCCGGUGCCGUCUCUGUCAACGGAACCCUAAUCCAAACCGGUGGAUUCAAUGAUGGUGACCGUGCUGUCAGGCUUUUCCAGCCGUGUGAUACUUGUGAUUGGAAAGAGAUUUCUGAUGGACUCAAUCAACAUCGUUGGUAUGCCACCAAUCAAAUACUACCAAAUGGACAGAUGAUCAUCAUUGGCGGCCAAGAGAACAAUUACGAGUUCUACCCAAAAACCGCAACCACCAGUACUGUAUUCAACUUAACCUUUCUAGAACAAACCAGUAACCUCUACCCUUUUGUUCACCUAAAUGUGGAUGGCAACCUAUUCAUCUUUGCCUACAAUGAAGCAAUCUUGUUCAACUACACCAGCAACACCGUCGUCAAAACUUUUCCGGCGGUUCCGGAUUAUCAGUCUCGGACCUACCCAUUCACGGGUUCCUCAGUUCUUCUCCCAUUAAAGAACUUAUCCCAAUCUUCAAUGCAAGCAGAGGUCCUCAUCUGUGGAGGACAAACAUGGGACUCAUCUAGUGAGGCCAAUUCAGGGAACUUCACCGAAGCCUUAAACACAUGUGCCAGGAUCCGAAUUACUGACCCGAAUCCACAAUGGACCAUGGAGACAAUGCCCUUGGCUAGAGUCAUGGGAGACAUGAUCUUACUCCCAACUGGUGAAGUCUUGAUCAUCAAUGGUGCCUCAAGGGGACUCGCCGGUUGGGAAAUGGGAAGAGAUCCAGUGUUCUACCCGGUUUUGUAUCAACCAAAUAACCAGACCGGGUCUCGGUUCCAAGUACUAAACCCAUCAACUAUUCCACGUAUGUACCAUUCUACUGCGGUCUUAUUACGUGAUGGUCGAGUUCUCGUGGGAGGAAGCAAUCCCCAUCAGUACUACAACUUCACCGGCGUUCUUUAUCCGACGGAAUUAAGCUUAGAAGCAUUCUCUCCUGCGUAUCUGCAUUCGACAUUUUCGAGUUUACGGCCUACGAUCACCGCCCCGGCGUCAUAUGCUAAGCUUACAUAUGGGCAACGAUUGGCAGUACGGUUCUCGGUGUCGAGUGGUACUAAGGUGAAUACGACGGCGGUAAUGGUGACCAUGGUGGCUCCAUCUUUCAAUACACACUCUUUCUCCCAUAACCAGAGGUUGUUGAUGCUGAAUAUCGGGCAUGUGACCCUUGUGAAGAAUUCGAAUUCAGCGUAUGCCUUUUCCGCGACAACUCCAAUUUCAGCUAUCCUGGCACCUCCUGGGUAUUAUCUUUUUUUCGUGGUUCAUCAAAAUAUACCUAGUGAGGGGAUCUGGGUUCAUAUCCAGUGAUUUAUUAUAGUUUUUAUUUUUUUAUUUUUUUAUUAUUUUUUUUUUUUUUUUUAACUACGUUGCUAAUAGGAACAACCAGCCAUUAAAAAAAAGUGUAUAGAUUUGAUUA